UCCGUUGGCGAAUUCCAGGGUCAGACACUCGCCGGCUGCUCAACACUGGACUUAGAUGAACUUUCUGUCUGUCUGGAGGAACUUUUUGAGACAAAAUAAGGAAAGGAAAAACGGACGUGAUCUCGAAGUAAAGGGAAGUUGGGACUCGCACGCGCCACGUCGGUGAUUUUAACAACUUUUUAUGCUUCGCUGAGUUCAUCAGAAGUUGCCAUUUUUGUGCCUUUAGACAGCUGAAGGGUUCAGACUUUAACAAAGGAGGAAAAGUGACUCGUCAGCGCUGCAGUUAGACUGAGUCACACUGUUUCGACACAUUUAAAAGGAGGAUUAGUGGCUUGUUUCUUUAUCUCAAGUGUGUGUUCCGCUUCUGCCUGACUCAUUGGCAGACACGAACAUCUACUCAGACAGCUGCCUGCCUCCAUGUCUGCCGGGCCCCGCGGCUGGAGCAGCUGAACCGGGCGGCUGCCGCUGGAGUUGCCCGGCCCCUGUCAGGUGAAAGGCGUGGCUUUGGGUGGUGGUGCUUUGAUCGAAAAACACCUGAGGUAGUGUGUGUCAGUAACAUGAGAGCUGAGCUGAGCUGGAGUCCGUUUUGAGGAGCUGUUCGGACUUUUUAUUUCACUCUAAUGAAAAUGUUUUCCAAUCGUUGAGGUUUGUUUACUGCCUUGGCUUCUCAGGUCACGCGGACACAGUAUGGACCGUUAUGAGAAGUCGUACUCUAUCAAAGUUUGACCGUUUGGACUGACCGAAGAAAACUGGGUCGAAGUGGUUCCAACACUUAACUAUUUACUGACCGGUGGAUAAAUUGGAGUCAUGGCGUUGUCUCAGAUUCAGUGUUUGGACGACCACCACGUCAACUGGCGCGUGAGUGAGAGCAAAGCGGAGUUUUUCUAUAGUGAGGACCAACGGCUGGCUCUGGAGGCUCUCAUCACCAAGGGCCGCGAUGCUUUCAUGGACUACAUCAGCGAGCAUAAAGUCCGGGAGUUCCUCUCGGAACCGGAGCUGGAGCGGAUUGCACGGGUAGCAGAGGCCUACCGUCCUGGGCAUGAGCAUCACCCGAAACCAGAGACGCCGUUACCGGGUAGCUCUACCCCCGGGUUGGGGAACAUCACCCCGGGGUCCGCGGAAGACGCCGGGGACGGUGAGGUGUCGCUGCAGUACUGGCCUGACCGGUCUGAGGCCUCAGUGGCGGAACUGGACCUUGGCUGGCCUGACGCCAUAUCAUACAGAGGGGUCACGCGCGUGACCGUGUACACCCAACCUCCUACAGAGGGUCACACGCACAUCAAAGAGGUGGUGCGGAAGAGCAUUGCAUCAGCCCAGAAGGUGAUCGCUGUAGUGAUGGAUGUUUUUACAGACGUGGAUAUCUUUCGAGACCUGCUGGAUGCUGGCUACAAACGCAAAGUUCCUGUAUACAUUAUCCUUGACCAGGCUGCAGUCCCAUGCUUUCUUUCCAUGUGUGGCAGAGCUGAUAUGCACCGCGGACACCUGAAGAAUCUGCGUGUUCGCUGCUGUGGAGGUGUGGAGUUCUUUACAAGGUCAGCACAGAAGGUUCGUGGAUCUCUGAGCCAGAAGUUCCUCCUGGUCGAUGGAGACAGAGCCAUCUCAGGCUCCUACAGCUUCACCUGGUCCUCCUCUCGUCUGGACCGUAACCUCAUCACUGUGAUCACAGGACAGGCGGUGGAGACCUUUGACCUGCAGUUUCGUGAUCUCUUCCUCCUGUCCAGAGGCGUGUCUCUCAACAAGGUUCCCAUGGUGGACGAACCUGUCCCUGAUCCAAUCCCACAGGCUGCUCCAGUUCCGGUUCCAGCUUCUAUUGCUCGGAAACUCAUCAAUCCCAAAUAUGCCCUGGUUGCAGCGGGGACAAGUCAGACUUCUUCUGAACAAACCUCCAAUAAGCCGAUUCCCCCCGGGUUAAAGAUAAUGAAGGCACGUCUCAAAGGGGUUAUUGAAGAGCCAGCCAUACACCCUGGAUUACUGAAUCUGGAGAAAGCAAACCUGAUCCCAUACCUGCCCACCUGGCCAGAACCAGAUCCACCAAGUGAUGUGAUUGGCUUCAUCAACAUUAGGGAUGAAAAGCGAGCCAAUCAGGUUCAUUUACAGAGGUCUGAGAGGUUUGAGGUCAGCCAAGCUAUACGCUUCACUUCACCGCUUACACUUCCAGCAAAGAACGAACCAGCUUUACGUCAGGAUGAUAAAAUGGAUGGAAAAGCAGAAAAUCCUCCUGGGAGUAAAGGUACAGAUGCUACAAGUCCAGUGAGUCCAACCAAGAAACAGUCCAAAAAGCAAACACAAGCAGCACAACAUAUAGACCAGUCUGAUGAAACAGAUUCAAGAGCACCCCCUCAACAGCAAAACACACCUGCAACACAAGAGACACAAAAAACAAGUACGCACACUCCUACAUCACAACCCAAAGUUACUGCGGCAUCACAACCAAUAGAAAAUGCCAAACAAACCCCAGAGAACCCACAAACCGUCGCACCUCCUGUUCCAAAACCCCGCACACUGCAGAUAGUUCUAGAUUCUGCCCCUGCAGAACAGCAAGGCAACCCGCAAGUCACCCUGAUGAAAAUGGACCAAUCAGACGAGGAGGAGGAGGAGCUGAAACCAAGCCGCCGUAACUUAAAAUUAACAUUAAAAGACGACAGCCCGGACUCAGGCAGCAACGAGGAAGGAAGCCAAGACAGCACAAAGGUCAUCUGUGACCGAGCUGCCAAUGAUGAUCCUUCGAGCACAUCCACAGCGUCAGAAGAGGAGUUUUAUGACUGUGCACAACCUGACACCAGAGACCAGAUGUCCAAUGGGGUGACGACAGGGUCAGGACGCGGGCAUCGCCAUGGAGAUGGGGUCAACAUGAUGGCUCGCCUCUCACAGAGCAUGCUGGACUUGCGGGAGCCGAGCAAAUCAGAGGACAGCACUGAACUGAUUCGCCAAUCACAGCAGCUCCGCAGACAAGGUUACCCCUCACCACACAGGCACAUAGGACAGUUGUUCAAGACUUCAAAAUCUCCAGGCCGUGAUGGGCGACUGAGAGGAAAUACAGUAGUACUUGCUAAACCAGGCAGUUUUCACCGCCCGACCCGAGCAGCUGGCCCUGUGAUUGGAGGACACCGUUACUGGCAGGGUCAAACACUGCAGUCUGAAUCAUCUCAGUUCCAUGGAGAGACGCGCUCUGGACGGUCACCAAGACGCCACAGCCCUGGCUACAGGAAGACAGACCACGCAUCCCCACAGCCACCAACCAAUGCUUCGGGGUUACUUGGAGUAUCUUUCUCAAAACUGAACAAUUUGAAACACCUAAGGGCAAGAGCUGGGGUACCACAAAAGAAAAUGUCGCAGAAUAACAAGGCUACCAGGUAGAACUGUGGGCAGGUACAUGUACAUAAUGGGGAUUAGAGUUAAUUAAGUUGCUCAAUCUUCAGUGUGGAAUCUUCCCUAUCUCUGCCAUACAAAGUUACUUCCUGUUUUAAAACCUUUAGGCUCAACAUACAGGAUAUCUGUAACUGGGAUACUUUGACUAUGUCAACAAGGGUUGGCAACUUCGUUAAAUGAUUUGUUUGAAGAGGUUUUGUCUGUAAAUAGAUUACAUCACCUUCCAAUUCUACAUUUAUUUGAAAAAAGGUUUCUAGUUUGAUUGUUUUGGUCUGACCAUGGGCUGCAGAGUACUGGACCAGGUCUGAGUGACGUCAGCCUUUUUGUUACUGAAGGGGCCUUUGAAGCCAUAUGAGACGUCGCUAUAUUGAAAACGCCGUCUUAAAUCAACUUCAGAUCAAACAUGAAUAAACAAAGAGGUGGAACUGAGGCAGGCCUUAGCCUCCUGACAAACAAAAAUACUUGCUAGCUACCAGUCAUAUCAGACAUGCUGAACUUAUAUCCUCUAAACCAAAAGUACGAGCUAUGAAAAAAACCCUGGAAGUGCCCAUGAAGAUAUGAACUCUUAAGACCAAAACUGUUUUUUGAACCAGGCUGUAAACGUGUUUUUUCUGCUGUAAAAAUUGCUAUUUUAACAUGGGAUGUAUAUUCUGUAUGACUUCUGGUGCUUCUGCAGGCAGCCUCAAGUGGACAGUCGAGGAACUGCAGUGUUUUACACUUCAGCGUUGGUUUUGUUUUUCAACAGUGGCAAUUUCCACGUGUUCUUUACUUGCUGAUAAUGAACUUUUGAAACAGGAACUAUACAGACAUAUAACUUGACAUUUGCAUGUUUAGAAACAUGCAUAAAGACACAUUUUAGCACUUCCCUCUAAUAUAUUUAUCCAAGAGUUGUGUGAAGAUUUCUAUCAUAAGCAGGGUUUAUUUAAAGGUGAUAACCAGUCCAAAGAGACACUGUGACGGUGUGAUAGUAUUCCCUUUAAUAUUGUAAAUAAUCCUCUGAACAACUUCUUAAUUACCUCAACUGCAAUUCUUUUUCAUUUUUUUGUACUGUAACCAACACAGAUGGAUGUGUUGUAUCUGUGAAAUCAAUGUUAUCUGAUUGUCUUCCCACUGACAAGAGAGUCAUGCUCUGGUGUUGAUAGCACUGUGAUUGGUUACUGAUGUUGCAAGGGUAGGGCUAAUGCUAUGAUUACUUAUAUAGAUGGAUGUGAUUGAUAACCUGUGCAGGUACAGAGAGGUUGUAAAUAUGGAAUUUAAAUCACUGAUAUGGGACCAAAAGGGAACAUUGUAAAUAAAAAGAUGGAUUGUUGCUGAACACACACUGCUGUCGUCCUAACAAGUUAAGUCAACACAUGAUUGUCACCAGAUGUUUUUGUGAAAAACAUCUAAAACAGUAGAUGAUUGUGUCUACAGACACUUCAGCAGAAUGGAGUUAGGGCAAGUCAUAUGAGCAAAACCAACCACCUAACUUUAAGAGUAGAAGGUCCAGCUUGCUCCUGUCCAAACAAACUUACCAUAAGGUUCAUUUUGGCUGGACUGGAGGAUGAGUAGUUCACUUUUUAACUAAAUCAUCUUACAUUUUGCUGUAAUUUUCCUCUUUUGACCUGUUUAUUUACUGCCAAUAACAUUGACUAUGUGACAGCAAAUGUGGAAGUGGUAACUCUGUCAAAUUACAUUUCCAGGAUGUAAGUUCAUCUAGAAAUACAAGGAAGUGUUUUUUACAGGACAUUUGUAUAAGUUUAUAUUUUAUUUGCUUUAUCUGAUUAAGCCCCCCUCUUUUAUAGCCAUACCACCUGA
This is a messenger RNA of Cheilinus undulatus (humphead wrasse), 5166 nucleotides long. RefSeq names its product protein FAM83G (gene sack1gb). The record is from RefSeq and is a predicted model, not a curated record. NCBI's taxonomy places the organism in Eukaryota, Metazoa, Chordata, Actinopteri, Labriformes, Labridae. Bases 808 to 3357 code for a protein of 849 amino acids. The transcript has 5 exons.